UAUUAAUUUUACGCCAAAAUGUGACAAACACUUUUUUUUGAAUUUGGCUGUAUUUAAGGUUUUGAAGGUUGGCUACACCACAAGUUGACACUUGCCAUAUGUCAAAUUAACCUAAAAAAAAGCAACAAACUCAAAUCUUUAAAAACAGCGUUAAAAAUGCCCGAACACGAAAAUUUAACCGACGUUAUUAAACUUAUAAGUGAUAUUCGUCACGGGAAAGUGUUCAAUUCUUACGAAAUCGCCAUCAGAACCGAGCAACUUUUAGAAAAACUCAUCUCGGAGGGGCACUGGAACAAUGCACAAGAGUUGAUGCAACAAAUCAAAGACAAAAUCAGACAAGUCUCCCAGUCUCUUCCUCUAGAAGCGACCGCUACUAACAUAAUGCGCCACAUUUUGAAAGUAAUCCGAGAGGAAUUUGAUUUGGGUUCAGAGAAAAAAGUAGAAGGCCAAUCAUUACAUCAGAUUGUAACAGGAGACCAAAGUGAUGAACUUGACUAUUCAGAAUCUCACGGCAACUUGCGAAAUCGGCUUUUAGACCAUUUGACUGAAUAUAAAGUCGAGUUGGAGACAAGUACGGAAAAUAUCGCAGCUCAAGCUUUGGAACACAUCCACACGAAUGAAAUUAUUCUUACGGUUGGAAUUUCAAAUACUGUGGAGAAAUUCCUCAAACAUGCGGCCAAACAGCGGAAAUUUCAAGUUAUCGUCGUUGAGGCUGCACCCUUAUACAGGGGCCAUAAAAUGGCAGCAAGUCUUGCCAACAGCAACAUCCAAACGACAGUUAUUCCCGAUUCUGGUGUUUUCGCAAUGAUGUCUCGUGUGAACAAAGUGAUAAUUGGCACUCAUAGUGUCAUGGCCGAUGGGGGGCUCCGGGCGGCGAGUGGGGUUCAUGCCAUUGCUUUGGCUGCUAAACACUACUCAGUCCCCGUUAUGGUCCUCUCCCAUAUGUAUAAAUUGACUCCGACUUACGUCUGCUCGCACGAGAAAGACACCUUUAAUAUCUGUGCAUCACCUGCUAAUGUUAUUCCUUAUUCAACAGGACCGCUUUUGAAUAAAAUAAAUGUUUAUAAUCCGAUUUUUGACUACGUCCCGCCAGAACUGGUCACGCUUUUUAUAUCACAUCAGGGUGGCAACGCACCGUCUUACGUCUACCGCCUCCUCUCCGAACUGUACCACCCCGACGACUACGAACUUUAAAACCAAUCAAAUAAAACCAUUAAUUUUAUCAAAA
This is a messenger RNA of Tribolium madens (black flour beetle), 1228 nucleotides long. RefSeq names its product translation initiation factor eIF-2B subunit beta (gene eIF2Bbeta). NCBI's taxonomy places the organism in Eukaryota, Metazoa, Arthropoda, Insecta, Coleoptera, Tenebrionidae. Bases 157 to 1194 code for a protein of 345 amino acids. Gene Ontology annotation, biological process: translational initiation. Gene Ontology annotation, cellular component: eukaryotic translation initiation factor 2B complex. The transcript is spliced from 5 exons. Gene Ontology annotation, molecular function: guanyl-nucleotide exchange factor activity; translation initiation factor activity. The record is from RefSeq and is a predicted model, not a curated record.